Echinops telfairi (small Madagascar hedgehog) is the source of this 1434-nucleotide messenger RNA. It is a transcript of the gene PDSS1, whose product is annotated as decaprenyl diphosphate synthase subunit 1. Gene Ontology annotation, molecular function: prenyltransferase activity. The record is from RefSeq and is a predicted model, not a curated record. The transcript is spliced from 10 exons. Bases 1 to 1098 code for a protein of 365 amino acids. Gene Ontology annotation, cellular component: mitochondrion; transferase complex. Gene Ontology annotation, biological process: isoprenoid biosynthetic process; ubiquinone biosynthetic process. Lineage: Eukaryota; Metazoa; Chordata; Mammalia; Afrosoricida; Tenrecidae.
AUGCCCUAUUUUAACCUUGUGAAGAGCUUAACAUCUACCUUUACAAACGUGUACAGGAUAUCACGGUCUCAUCACGCGACGUCAGCAGCGUGCUGUUGCAGCAAAACGCAGAGUGGUGAGCAAUACGCCGACCCUGUCAAACUUGGCUGGAGAGACUUGAAAGGUCUGUAUGAGGACAUUAGGAAGGAACUGCUCAUCUCUCCAGCCGAACUGAAGGAAAUGUCCGAGUACUACUUUGAUGGAAAAGGAAAAGCCUUUCGACCAGUUAUCGUGGUGCUAAUGGCCCGAGCCUGCAACAGUCAUCACAACGACUCCCGAGAUGUGCAAGCAAGCCAGCGCUCCGUAGCCUUAAUUGCAGAAAUGAUCCACACUGCUAGUCUGGUUCAUGACGACGUCAUCGACGAGGCAAGCUGGCGAAGAGGAAAGCACACCGUGAAUAAGAUCUGGGGGGAAAAGAAGGCUGUUCUUGCUGGAGAUUUAAUUCUUUCUGCAGCGUCUAUGGCUUUGGCUCGCAUCGGGAAUACAACAGUUAUAUCCAUUUUAACCCAGGUCAUUGAAGAUUUGGUGCGUGGUGAAUUUCUUCAAUUAGGGUCAAAAGAAAACGAGAAUGAAAGAUUUGCACACUACCUUGAAAAGACCUUCAAGAAGACUGCAAGUCUGAUCGCCAACAGUUGUAAAGCAGUCUCGGUCCUAGGAUGCCCUGACCCGGUGGUACAUGAGAUCGCCUAUCAAUACGGAAAAAAUGUGGGCAUCGCUUUCCAGCUUAUAGACGAUGUGUUAGACUUCACCUCGUGUUCUUACAAGAUGGGCAAACCGACAUCAGCUGAUCUCAAGCUCGGGCUGGCCACCGGCCCUGUCUUAUUUGCUUGUCAGCAGUUCCCAGAAAUGAAUGCUUUGAUAAUGAGACGGUUCAGUUUGCCAGGAGAUGUGGACAGAGCUCGACAAUACGUAUUACAGAGUGAUGGUGUGCAGCAAACAACCUACCUCGCCCAGCGGUACUGCCAAGAAGCAAUACGAGAGAUCAGUAAACUUCGACCAUCCCCAGAAAGAGAUGCCCUCAUUCAACUUUCAGAAACUGUACUCACAAGAGAUAAAUGACAAUUCUUGUUGUUCUUGCUGGCAGCUAUUUACCAGACUGUGCCUAAAGAAUUUUGUCAAAUACUUUGUUUGCUUCAUGUGCAGAUAACCAAAAAAUCAUUUUUUAAAAAUCAUUUCAACUUUACUGGUGGGUAAUUUUUUUUAAUUUGCAAAGUUUAAUUUAAAAUAAAUUAUAUUGAAGAAAGCCAUAACUAAGUAAUUAAACCAUCUGAACCUGUCAUUCUAGCCCUAUAAAUUCUAAUCGAGGUAUCUUGAUGGUUAUAUGUGGUAUUGUUUACACUGUUAAUAUCCACAUGUAAAGCCAUUACACAAAUAAAUAAUCAACGUUAAAAAUUC